AGCCAACGGUUGCUAAAGCAAAGCUAGCGCAAAGCGGCUCGGUUGGUCUCGUAGAUGAGCUUCAAUAUCCAAUCCACGAAAAGGAUUUAUUCAAUUCAAAACAGACGACAGAUAAAUACACCACACUCCUGCAGAAGAUGAGGCCUUUUCCUCGGGAUCAAAGGGAAGACAGCGCCGGACUACAGGAGGAAAACCAUCGAAAAUACAGAAAAGGGGAACCGCUUUCUUUUCCUCGCAAUCCGCUAUCCGGGUGUCCGGUGUUAAAGAAAAAGGCUUCACCUGAAGGGAAGGGGGCUACAGAACGGCCUUGUGUUGUUAACAGUACUGUGAGGUUCAAUCUCUGUUUUUAUCGUUCCGCAGUGUGAGGCCACCUCACCUGAUCGGCGCGUGCGGCUCCUCUCUGCAUGACCUCCGGGACCUGCGGCCAGAUGACCUGCCGACCUCUCGCCGCUUCAUCAUGAAUCCCGUCAGCUACCACAGCGUGAGGGCCUCCGUGAACGGCGGUCAUCCCAAUUUGGUCCUGGAUCGGGUCUUGAGCUCCUCCAACGUGAAGUGCUGUCAGAAAUGUGGAUUUGCCUCCCCGGACGCGGCGGAGCUGAAGAGGCACAUGCUGGAGCACAGAGGGACGAGGUUCUACUGCUUUUACUGCAACAAGGUCACGUUCAGCGAGGCGGAGUUAAACGCUCACCUGAAGCAACACGGCUCCAAGUAUCCGUUUAAAUGUCCUCACUGUGGACAGGGCUACAUGCGGAGGUUGUGCCUCGUCAAGCACAUCGAUCGCCUGCACAGUAAAGGCAUUGGUCAAGAACUCGCUAAGCCCGGCACGACGAAAAACUCCCAUGUCCCUGUCUCCGGUGCCUUAUCUAGUGUGCCCACUGCUGAUCCGGCAUCAUUCCGUCCGUCCGUCCGAGUGACGGUGCCCAUCCCGGGAAUGUCUGCAGUCAGGCCGGCUUGGGAUGAACUGAGGGGCAAAUCACUGGACACGAACGGGGCAAAUGCCACGCACGGCAAUGCGGAACUUCUGACCCCUUUGAAUGGACACGUACAGCACAACAGAGCUCUGACGGUCUCUCUUCCGGAGGAGGUGACGAUCCCCGCCGGGUGUUUGGUGGAGCUCGUCGAGGUGAAGACUGUGAACGGGACCAAGGAGCUGAAGCUGAGGCUCGUCUCUCAACAGGAAAACGAGUCUGUGAUAAAAGAGACGAGGAGCACGGUCCCUCCAAACAGUGCACUGGGAAAGCCCUUCUUAUACUCAUUAAAUCGCCCCAACGCGGCGAAAUCCAUGAGCAUGGGGAUGUGCACCGUCAACAGGAAGCAGUGCGAGACAAACCCCGUGAAUUCGGGACGUCCUGCUGCUUUCCCCGUUUCCAAAAGCCUCCCGAAUCACGUAAACGAAGAGAAAAAUGGAUUUAAAAGAGCAUCACAUGAAAUAAUCAACUUGGAAAGUCCCACAGUUGUUCCGAACAAGGUUCCCAAAGUCAUCCUCAACACUGCAAGAGAAGGAAACAGUGUGAUCCAAGGCACUCCGAGCGAACCGGUCAACCACAAUGCAGCUGUGCCCUCGGUUAUCUGCAACAGGCUCGGCCAAAGGUUUGCGAGCGCCCUGCAUCCAGAGAACACGGGAGCACGUGUCUCUCAGCGAGCCGUGGACGAGAGGACUAAUUUAGUUCCAGAGCAUUCCAAGGGUAUCCCACGCAGCAGGGCGAGUGACUUAAAGAUCCCUCCUCGGGAAGUUUCUGUGGCUGUAAAGCUGGAACCGGGCGAGAUGCGCCUCAAGAGCAACACAUCGCCGACGAUAAAAAAAGAGGCGGCGGGCUUGAACCAGCAACAUUCUUCUUCUCCGGCCUUGAGUGUCCUCUUGGCGGCAUCCGCCCAAGUGAGACCUCCGCCGAAACUACUUUGUAAGGACGAGGUUUCGUGUCCGUCCUUUUCCAUUCCCAGAAACCUAAGCGAGUCCUCGUCGGUCAAAACGCCGGCGCCGUCCAACUGCAGGGGUCCAAAGGAGUCGUCCUGGGCCCAGGAAGUAGGGUCCGGUCAGAGGGCGGGAAAACGGGACGCGCUAGAGCCUGAGGGUUUCCCCAUCAUUUCCUCCGUGUUUUCACUUAGCCAACAGCCGGAGGACGUCCAGGGCUCCAUGCAACCGCUGGUCAUGGCGCUGCGCGGUAUAGUGAUGGAUAAAAGCGGUGGCCCCGAAAGCAAAGCUCAAGAUCACGUCAAGGUGCCAAACGCCACGGAGCGGGCGGCGGAGACGGCGACAUCCCACGCUCGAGUGUCCGCAAUAGACGCACCCACCAUCCACGAGUGUUUGGUGACGGAGCGGACCGGUGACUCCGUCAAAGUAGAGGAUAAAGGUAUGCAGCAUCCUCCCGCACCCACCGACAACCCCAUCAAGGAGGAGAAAAACGGCACCAAGGCGACAGCUGUUGAGGAACAAAGUCCCGCUCCAGCUACAAAAUCCUCCACGGACGAGGAGGCCGUUUCUGCAAUUGCUGCGCGUGCGGGGGCGGAGCCCCAGCGCCCACCGGCGAAAAGUGAGCACGACAUCCCAAAGUUCCUGACUGUCUCGCUCAAACGGGUACAGGUGGGCCUGUGGAAAAAAAACAGGAAGGGGCUGAAGCUUAGACUAUCCAAAUAUAAGACGCCUGUGGGCGGGCUGACUGACUGCGCGGCCAUUUACCCGAUGCCGCUGAAGGUGGACCAGCUGGUGAAACGGCCGAGCCCCUACCAGCCCGUGGUGGUGCUCAACCACCCGAAGCCCCGGGUCGCCAUACAGGGCGCCAGGUUGGACGCCGUCACGGACACUGGAGAGUUCGAGUCGGCUCCCAAGUGCCAAAUCUUAAAAAUGAGGCUGAGCAAAGUGAUGGGGCAGAAGUACGAGGUGCUGGGCUGCACCGUCGGCGUCUUUCCGUGAAUCCACCCGCGCCCAGAAAUGGGAUUUCAAUUCUGAACAAAAUGACUAGUAUUACAACAGGAAGGUGAUGACUUAAAGAAAGAGAAAAUAUGAGCGAGGGAGGAUACGAUUAAAAAAAAAAUCUGGUUAGCAUUGUGUUACAUGUAUGUUGUUUGUACAGGCAUGAAAUGUGGAAUAUUCAAGUGCAAUGUGGUUUGACUACCUUGAACUGCUUUGGGGGAUUUGCAGUCUUACACAGAUGCUGAGUACUGCUCCAGAUGUUUGGGAAAGUAGUAGAUCUGCCAAGGCGGAAAUGCAUGCUGUUUAUUUAAAAAAAAAAAGAUAACAUCCUGUGGUUGUUAUUUUUUGUUAUAUUUUCAUCAGUAACGCUCCUCUAGAUUUGACCAGAUGUGUGUGUUGUACACCUGAGAGUAUCAAACUCACUCCCUCAGAACACAAUGUGGCAAAGAACCGAACUGAAUGAUGAACGAAUAGCAUAAUGUUGAAAUGCUUGUUUUGUGUCAGCGUUAUAGGCAGAUAUGUUGAGCGGGAAGCCUUGCCCAACGUUCAGCAUCCACAGCAGCCCCUUUUUUCUCAUUUUAACGCACAUUUCAACAGUCCGAGACAGAGACAACCAAUCGUUUUCCAGCCAUCGCACAUGGAAAGAGAGCACUGCUUCUUCCUUUUUUCUCCGGAGAUGAAGUUGUGAAGGCACUUAUGUUACAUCCCAAGUCUUUUUAACACAAUUGCCUUAAAGCUAAUCAACAAGGCGCGUUCAGCUUUAAAAAGCUCCUCCGAAUCUGUUCUGAGAACUGUUUGAGUUAACAUCCGGUUUCAAGUGUGCGGCACUCACUGUUGUUUAGUGGUGCAUUCAGGAUACUCCUUCAGCACACCCAGAAAUUGGAGGAGUAUCGCCUGAGUUGUAUUUAUUCGGCCAACAGUCACUGGAAAAUGAAUCACCUGAACUGGACCAAUAGGGGAAGAAAAACUACUACGUGGUGUAAAUAAUGGAAGCUGGGCAUACACACUCUUCUGUCUGUUCAGGUUUCUCAGUUUGGAUGUAUUUUAAAUGACCGGGUGUUGCAGAGAAAUGGUUAAUAUUUUUUUGCCAGCUCUCCUUAAUGUGUUGUGUGAAGGGAAACGUCACGUGUAUUAUAAACAUUUCUCACCAGUGUUCUCCAUUUUCACCCCCCCGAAUCACGGUGAUAAAACCUUAAUGUCAUUAACUUUGCCAGUUGAUUGGGAGUGCCUGAAUGCACCGCGAGUCAUUAGGUCUGAGGCUGGAGCCAACAGCUUUAAUCUUGACAACUGCUGAUACAGAAGAAAAUAGUCUUCACGAAUCAUGAUACAUUUCUCUUCCAAAUAUAUUUCAUUCACUUAUUCAAAGCAACAGAAACUAAUGUCAACAUUGUCUUGCAUUUGUUUGUUUUUCUCCUUGUCCCAAACGGUUGUCCGAUGACCCGUUCAUGUAACGCCUCUUCGCAGCUCCUUAUACCAGUGGUGAAAUAAUGGAUCCGACGAAAGUCUCGCGAGCUGGUUUAUUACUGUUACAGGAAGCCACAUGCUUUCAUCUGAUCUUAUGUACAUAAUAAGCGAUUGUUGUGAUUCCCAGAGCCUGUUAUCUCCAUCAAAAGGACACAAGCAAUCGUAUCUCCGGGUGCUCUGCAGAACUGUUUGGGUUCUUGCGACAGCAUCACAAUGUUCGUGUGUGUGUGCGUGUGUGUGUGUGUUUAUAAUCAGUUACCACGAUGUAUGAGGUGCUCCACCUAACAAUUAAGAGGUUGUGGUGGCCCAGUCUUUAUUGUGUAUAUACGUUCUGAUCACUCAGAUUUUAUCAUGUACAUACGUAUAAAUAUGAAAUGUGAUAGCUGUUGUUCAUGCUCUGUAGGGAAUGGUUCACAUUCCACAGCCUCUUCAGCUAAAGCAGUUAAGUUGCGCUUUACUCUCCUGGAACUGCAGAGUCAGAAACUGACGUACUUUAUUGUUUGUUAUAUAAAUAUAUAUUAUUAUUUUAAGGGCGUGGGGGAUCCUUCUGAAUGUUUUACGUUGCCUUCCAUACACUUCUCAUUUGUGUUUAGAAAUACUUAUGUCCCUUUUUAAAGCUGUUUUUGGUUCAUUAUUUUUGUUUUCUUAUUGUGUCUCAUGCUUUUAUAAUAACAGUUAUGUAACUACUCUUUUUUUCUAUUAAAAAAUGGUUGCAGUAUG
Molecule: messenger RNA, 5095 nt
Organism: Gasterosteus aculeatus aculeatus (three-spined stickleback)
Lineage: Eukaryota; Metazoa; Chordata; Actinopteri; Perciformes; Gasterosteidae
Biological process (GO): regulation of DNA-templated transcription
Molecular function (GO): RNA polymerase II cis-regulatory region sequence-specific DNA binding; DNA-binding transcription factor activity, RNA polymerase II-specific
Source: RefSeq, a predicted model, not a curated record